UUCUGCCGUCAAUGUAACAUACCCUUUUGCACGAUUCGAACUGGAAAGUCUUUUUCCUUCAUUUUAAUAUUCUAUUCAGUAUUUUAUAUCCUCUAUUAUUACGUCUUAAUAAUAAGUGAUACAGAGCAACUAUCUAUUAGUGAGAGAUAACAAUAUUACAUAUGUGCAACGAGAUAAAAGAAAAAAGGAUAAUUUAAUAAGAGUGCGAUGGGAAAUAAAGUGGCGACCUUCACCGAGGAGCAACUUGAGGAUUAUCAGGAUUGCACUUUUUUCACGCGCAAGGAAAUCCUGAGAAUAUUUAAGAGAUUUCGUGAGAUAGGGGACCCUGGUAUGAUACCACGUACUAUGACGCCGCAAGAAGCGGCGUCUCUCCGUCUACCUCUUUCGUAUUUGGCUCGUAUUCCCGAAUUGAAGGAGAACCCAUUUAGGGAACGUAUCUCGGAAGUUUUCACGCGACGCCAGGAUUCAGGACAUGCGACGUCCGGCUGUGAUGGGAUGUGCUUCGAGGAAUUUCUCGAGAUGAUGUCCGUGUUCUCCGAGCAGGCACCGCGGGAUCUGAAAGUCUUUUACGCCUUCAAAAUUUACGAUUUCGACGAAGACGGAGUGUUGGGUCUGGGAGACCUGGAACGCACCUGUCGGCAGCUGACUCGAGGUGGGCUAAGCGCUGAAGAGAUAGCUACCGUGUGUCGAAAAAUUCUGGAGGAAAGCGAUAUUGACGGCGAUGGGGCUCUGUCUUAUUUGGAAUUCGAACACGUCGUCACCAGAGCUUCUGACUUCAUGGCGACUUUCCAUAUACGAAUAUGAACUAACACGUUCAACAAGCAUUACGUACAGUAGGAUGCUGAGUGGUUUAGAUACGACGAAGUUGGGGGCUCACAAAAUUGUCAAAAUUAAGAGUUAUUACGAACGUAAUAAUAAUAUAAUUAAGAACACUAAAUAAUAUAAUCAAUAAUAAUAAUGAUACUAAUAAAAAUUAAUAAUAAUAAUGAUUAUAAAUAAUCUACUUUGGCAAGCACAUCACACAGUAAUGAUUCUCAAUUUUUAAUAGUUUGGUGAGCUCCCAACUUCAUUAUGUCUAGACUAUUUUGCAAUUGUAUACAUGAAGUAGAGAAUACCAAUGAAUUCUCAAGUAAAUACAUUAUUCGCGCCUAAUCGCCGAUAAAUACACCUGUGUUGAAAACGAGCUUUGAGAAACGGGACGGACGGUAACUUCAAGACGUAACUAGUUUCGUAAAUUAUAUUCCCUUCGUCCCAUUUCAGGUUGCGCUUCGUGCGAUAUAAUUAGCGUCUAUUCGCCCACGCCCGCUGGAGCUUAAUGAAGAUUGUCGGCUGUUUUUAGACGGGUUUUUCGACAUAGCCAGUUUACACCUCGACAGCGAGCGGGGCUGGCGAUGGAGGAGUACACGCUCGGAGAUUCCCCGAGGCGGAAAAGAACGGCUUGUGCGGUAACGCCUAAAUCAUAACGCAUCGCGAACGAACACGUCGGAGACCCAUAACAGUUCCUUGACCCGCGACUGUUGCCGGUCUCAUCACGCCAAUUCAUUGUCGCUGUUCGAAGUGAAUUGUAACUAAGAAGAUAAUCUCCAUAAACGUCCGCGCGGACUUUACACGUCUAUGUAUGAAACGAAGUUGAUGUCCUGCACCAUUAGUUGUCCGCUGAUCGUGGCCACGUGAAAAAUGUCGUUACUGAAGCAUCGCGAAGUAUACUUCACAAAAUGCUCUCUUAAUGCGCCACUUCGUCGGCAACCUUCCGGGUUGUCCGCAGAUUGCUGCGUCCUUGAAAUGUACGCAAGAAGGAUAAAAAAUGCAAUGUAAUUUAAUUAAUAUCGGCUAAUCAGCGUGACGUACGCAUGCGCGAAAAUUGGCCGCACGGAAAUGUCUGCGACUCUCAAACUCUGUCAGUAAAUACAAAUUGACGGAGAUAAUUCGCUACAUGAGAUUCUCAACGACGAUGUCUCAGCGUCGCCGAGCGACGCGGUGAAGUACAUAACGAGCUUAAACGAAAUCGUCAGUUGCUCUCGGCGAUCCUUCGCGAAACGCGCGAACUGGGACUUUCGCAAACUCACUGUAGUAAUUAUCAGCUCGAUAGACGAUUAACCGAGGCGCGUUACUAUACAGGGCAUGCCAGAAGUCGCGCACUCAAACCAGAGCACUGAGAAAAAAAUAUUUAAAAAUUUAUUUGGGGGGGAAAGGGGGAGAUAUAAACUUUAUUUCUGUGAACAAAUUUUUAAGUAUUUUUUCUCGUGUAUUGUGGAACUGUUCGGAACGGAGAUUUCGAUCAAAAUAAUUCCGUUUUUCCUACAGAACACGAUAAAAAUCUAUACUGAGAGAAAUACAUAUUUAAAAAAUAGAAAGUAUUCGGUGGCUAUUAAUAAUAUAUUUAUUUCAAACUAAAUCAUUUUAUAUUUAAAUAAA
Molecule: messenger RNA, 2415 nt
Organism: Odontomachus brunneus
Lineage: Eukaryota; Metazoa; Arthropoda; Insecta; Hymenoptera; Formicidae
Product: calcium and integrin-binding family member 3-like
Exons: 4
Coding region: 208-804 (198 amino acids)
Molecular function (GO): calcium ion binding
Source: RefSeq, a predicted model, not a curated record